Messenger RNA from Helianthus annuus (common sunflower), 1336 nucleotides. RefSeq lists its product as uncharacterized. The record is from RefSeq and is a predicted model, not a curated record. Lineage: Eukaryota; Viridiplantae; Streptophyta; Magnoliopsida; Asterales; Asteraceae. Gene Ontology annotation, cellular component: histone deacetylase complex. Gene Ontology annotation, biological process: regulation of DNA-templated transcription. Bases 447 to 1130 code for a protein of 227 amino acids. Gene Ontology annotation, molecular function: transcription coregulator activity; protein binding. The transcript has 7 exons.
GGUAAACAUUUAGUGUGUGUGUGUAUGCAUUGCACAUACUCUCUCUCUCUCUCUCUCUCUCUCUUCAUCUCUUCUGUGCUCUGUAAAUUCCAACAACAAAUUUUCAUCAUUGUUUAACAAUUUCCCAUCACCCUACACGCAAUUUCUCUUUCAUUUCAUAUACAUACAUUCUUCUCUUCUUCCACAAAUAUUUCCCAAUUUCUACUAAAAUUUUACCCCAAUUUUGAUUCACACUCUCUGCUUAUUGCUUAUUAUGGCUUUGCUGAAAUUCGGUGUUAUAUGAGGAAUUCAAAGCUGGUGUUGUUUUUAUCCAGUUGAUCAAUUUUCCCAUUUGGAUUCUUUAAGAUUCUUGCUUAAUGUAAUGGAUUAGAUAGGAUAGGAGAAGUGGAUAAACAUUGAGAUAAAGAUAGAUUAUAAAGAUUUACACUUGUUGGGAAUCAAGAGGGAUGAUGGAAACCGAGCUAUAUUCUUCUCGAGUUUUUUCCCCUUUUCGCGAAGAAAGUGGGGAUGAAGAGCUUUCUGUUCUUCCUAGGCAUACAAAAGUAAUCGUGACGGGAAACAAUCGAACAAAAUCGGUUUUGGUGGGCCUUCAAGGUGUUGUCAAGAAGGCUGUUGGACUUGGUGGCUGGCACUGGCUGGUUCUGAAGAAUGGAGUUGAAGUGAAGCUGCAAAGGAAUGCUUUGAGUGUUCUUGAACCACCAACUGGUCAUGAAGAAGACGAUGAAUACGAAUUUGAUAUUUCAAGCAGUGGCUCGGAUGUUAACGAGUUUCCCACCCCUAAUGAGUUCAGCAAACUAAACAAGCCAAAAGUUCGAUACGCAAGACCGUGGGGCCUAUCUCCAUCGAUGAUGAAGUCUGGUAGCCGUAAUGCUUGCAGAGAAACUCAAUCCAACAUGCACAUGUGUUAUCCUAAAGUGAACUUCUCAAAGCUAGGAACCAACACGUUAUGGCGAUAUUACAGUACAUUUAACCUCGGAAAUAUUCACUCUAAUCCGACAAAGGAACAACUGGUUAAUGCAGUCCGCAAGCAUUUUGCUUCCCAGAAAGUAAGCGAAAUGGAAGCCAUAAUGGAGUUCAUCAAUGCAGCCAAGAGGCGAAAAUCUGGAAGAAACCAUAGAGACCGAAGUUGAUCCUGGUCAUCCUAGUUGUGUGUGCGUGUUGUUUGUGUACAUACUCUUAUUAUCCUAACCGAUUAGCGCAACUCUUAAUUGUAGACGGAUUAACCGAGAUAGAAAAGCUUGUUUCUUGGCUUUAAAUUACCUCACCUUCAUCUUUAACCCUGUAAUAUCCAGCCAGGUUCUAGUUUCGUUUAUAUCUAAUAGUUUCUUGUUACAUA